AUCACUCUUUCCUUUCUCUAUAAAUACCUCCACACCCCUCUCCGAAUUGUUGCCCCUUGUUUUGGUAAUUGAGCGUAGGCUGUUUGUAUGCGUGUGUGCCGGAGUCGAGAAGAGAGGGAGCAGGUGGAGUUGGUUGCUGUUUUGUCGUGUUCUUCACUGUAGCAUCAGAGUCCAGAGUUGGGAGUUUGGGAAUUCUUUGAAGGGUUAACUUUUUUUCUGAACAGAAGCAAUGGAGGUAUUUGGAAAAUCUGUGGUUGCUGUUCAUUCCAAUGUUAUUUACUUGUCAAGUAUUCUAGGCCAGGAUGGGCCUAAUCCAAUUCACAAGUGUGACUGGAAAUGUGAGAAUGAAAAUUUGUUUGGGAACAUGUAUCGCUGCAAGCUAACUGGGCUGACACACGUUUGUGAUAAAAACUGUAAUCAGAGAAUUGUUUAUGAUAAUCAUAGCUCCCUCUGCAGAGUGAGCAAACAGAUUUUCCCUCUAACACCGGUUGAGCAACAAGCUGUCAGAGGGGUCCGAAGGAAGCUUGAUGCUGAGAAUUCCUCAACUGAAUAUUGUUCUUUUAAGCGCAGAAGGGACGCACAGUGUCACCCCUCACCAUUUGAGAGACCCUUUACUACUGUUGGUCCCAUCUGCAGUCCUAUUGGCGAUGGCAUGGAUACAAACUAGUCAUUAUAACUUCAUGUUUCAUAUCCAUCCUUGUCCUUUUCCCUUUAGAUCUUGCUCUUUUCCUACUAUAAGUCAAGGACUAAAGAACUCAUCGAGUACCUCAGUGGCAGGCUUCAUUGUAUCGCCUUUUAUGUAGGAACUUUAUGUUUAACUUUCCUUUAUUGGAGUUGUAGCUAUGCCGAUGUCAUAAGACUCUUAACUAUUAGGAAGUUUAUGAUACUAUAUCUUGCGAACUAUGAUGAAGCUCGAUGCAUUUUAUUGCAUGGCAUCUUGAAGUACUAUGAGACAGGGUUAUAUUAAAUUUUAGUUUUCUAUUUGAUGGUGCUCUGCUAACUGCUUCUCUUCCACUGUUAUUUAUUUUUUUUCAUUUGUAUCUUGUCUCUUGAGGUUAUUUAUUGUAAUGUCUCCGACUCCAUUGCCUUCAUGAAAGCAAGGCAAUCAGCAGGAAUUUUCUGAUGAAGUUUAUGAUUUUCAUUCAGUGGCUCGGUUUGGUUGUACAUAUAUUAGUUAUAGUUAUGAGAUGAUUGUAAAUUUCUGAGAGGCUUUAACUUUUAGGAGGAUGUUUUGUGUUUCAGGACAGGAAUAUCUUUUUAUUUGGUGGAAAGUUACCUGUACUGAUAUUUACUUGAUUUUAUGUUGUGUUGCAGGUUGAAAAGGAAGGCCUUAAUCAAUUUUUGUUUCAUUUGUUUCUUGUUUUGUGCUUCUAUUAUGGUUUCUGUACAUCUCAGUUCCUAAAAUGAUGUUGCUUUUGCAGGAUCUUGAAGUGUAUGCCACUCAGGAGAGUUCAAAUAUAGUUUGUUGUUUUGAUGAAUGGAUUUUAAUAGUGUAAUGUGUUCUGAAUUUUGGGAAACCUUUAUUAAUAGAUUUUUGGUUUGUAUUCUAUGCAGGAAAUGAAUUGCUCCUCCAUCAGUUGCAGCUCAGGAACGGCGGAAGGAAUGCCAUUAAGUCAUACUUCCAUCAAUCCAGUACAUGGGAUUGAUCUGAGACAUGAAAAACCAUAUCGACUCCAGUCAUUUCCAGGCCUUAAUCCGGACAUUCCAUAAUUUUGGGAUGAGCAUUGAGGAAUGAGGAAUCACACGCCAUGAGGACAUAUUUCCGGCCUGCUGGUUCAUUGGAUGCAUCUGACAGUUAAAAGUCUCAGUCGCUUCCAAGGACUCACCCUUGAUGUCAUGUUUUUUGGGGUGGGGCAUUAAGGAAUCACAGUGGUGAUAUCCUUCAGCUUCAAUUUGCUGGUUUGAGCUUUUCCGUUUACCAACAAUGAAAAGGUACAUCUUCCUGGAUCGCCAAUCAUGAUCCAUGAAUAAAGGAUCCUUGUUGCUGGUUUGCGUUUCUUCUGGAAAUCCUCAGAUUGUUUUUCUUUUGUUUGGACCUUAUAAGAAACGUGGCAUUGUUUGGUAGGUGGUGAUUGUAGAUUUUAUCCACAAAAUAGGGGGACAAUAUGUGAUAAGAUCAGUUUGUAACACGCUCUGGUUCUGUCCAAUGUUUUAGAUAUCCUAGUACCAGUUUGAUUCUGAUAAUCUAUUCAAGAAAAAGCAUAAUCAUCUGCAGAAUUGAGUAUCUUGGACUUUGUUGUGCACGUGCCGGAGUUGAUGCUCAUUGAGAUAUGAGCGUAUCGGGUCACGUGAUCGGUGGUUAAGUGCAUCUUUCUUCAACAUUGUAAUAUAAAAAGUUGUAGCACAGUUGUCAAGAGUAGUUUAACUGUAACUUUAUCAGGACUUGGUUACACGAGUUGUUUAGUCUAGUUUAAUGACUGACAAUUUUUUGGAAGUCAUUGUUUAUA
Salvia miltiorrhiza (redroot sage) is the source of this 2447-nucleotide messenger RNA. RefSeq lists its product as uncharacterized. Lineage: Eukaryota; Viridiplantae; Streptophyta; Magnoliopsida; Lamiales; Lamiaceae. The record is from RefSeq and is a predicted model, not a curated record. The transcript has 2 exons. Bases 230 to 667 code for a protein of 145 amino acids.